This is a messenger RNA of Clupea harengus (Atlantic herring), 1889 nucleotides long. It is a transcript of the gene cdin1, whose product is annotated as CDAN1 interacting nuclease 1. The record is from RefSeq and is a predicted model, not a curated record. NCBI's taxonomy places the organism in Eukaryota, Metazoa, Chordata, Actinopteri, Clupeiformes, Clupeidae. Gene Ontology annotation, cellular component: cytoplasm; nucleus. Gene Ontology annotation, biological process: erythrocyte differentiation.
ACAUUUCGACCAAUCCCCGUUGAGCUCCUAAAAACGUCACUGUUUGAAGUAUUUCGCGGGAAGCAUACAGGAAGUAUCUCUGCUGCUACUACCGAACGUUCCUCUCCAGACACUUUCCAGAUAAAUUGCCGUGUAAAGUGGCGACAAAGAUGACUGUGCUGCAGUAACAAGUAAAUACUGUUUGUAAAGUUCCUUUUUGUGGCAUGCUUCUCCAGCUACUUAUACAGAGUAACUCUUGCUCAAUACGCAAUUAAACAAAUAUUGAUAUUAGCUGGUUGGCUAAACUGUUAGCUGGCUAGGUUACCAAACUUGAACGACAGCAAAAGCGGUGCUGCUUGUGGCAUUUGUAUAUAUUUGCAAGGCAUUUAAAGGUAAUGUUUCAGUUAAACAUUCAGGCGUAGAGCCCUAAUGCUGGCUCAUUUCAACAAAGGACAGUGCGUCUGGAUAGUUUCAUUAGCAGGUUGACGACACGUCACAAUAUACAAACUUGUCACCAUAUCCAUCAAAAUGAGGAUUUGUCGGGCGGAAUAUAAAACCAUUGCAAGAUACACAGAGCAACUUCGACCAACGAGACAGUGUAUGAAAAUGCUCAAGGAGAAAUUUCCGAAUCACUCGCAGUCCACUCUUCUGAGCAUCUUCUCCCUGGAGUACCAGAAAAGGACGAAAAGAACCAUAUCCAAACACCAUGCCCCCGACGCCAUUGAAGCCUACUACCAGAGGUACCUGACUGAAGCCAAGGCGCGUCCCUCCUCCCCUGUCCUACUAGAGAUUGCCAAUGAGGUGGACCUGUCGCCCGCCCUGCUGGCUCGCCUCGUGGUGGAGCGCUUCUUACAAGAGCAGCAGAGCACGGCAUUUUCGAAGCAAAUCCUGAACAACAUGCUGAGGGAGCCAUCUUUGAUCCAAGAUCUCCCUUUGGCUAAUCAUGUGGCUCAGUGCACAAUAAAUGACUGCUGUUAUGGACCGCUGGUUGACUGCAUCAAACAUGCCAUUGGACAGGAGCACGAGGUUCUGCUCAUGGACAAACUGAUGGAGAAGAACCUGUCCUUUUUAGAUGAAAACCAGCUACGGGUCAAAGGCUACGACAAGACGCCUGACAUUAUUCUAGAGGUGCCAAUAGCUGUGGAAGGCCACGUGGUCCACUGGAUCGAGAGCAAAGCCUCGUUUGGAGACGAUCACAGUCACCGCACCUACCUGAACGAGCAGUUCUGGAGCUACUGGAACAGGUUCGGGCCGGGCAUGGUGAUCUACUGGUACGGGUUCAUCUCCGAACUGGACUGCCAGCGAGACAGAGGGAUCCUCCUGAAAGACUGCUUCCCCUCCGACAUCGUGACCCUCUGCCCAAGGAUGGGCCAGAGCUGAUGCCACUGUGUCUGAGUGUGAGAGAGAGAGAGAGAGAGAGGAGGAGUGUAGGGAAACAUUAUCUGAGUCACAGACCAUGUGUGUGUGUAUGUACUUGAGAUGCAAUGGAUGAAGUGUAUGUGAGACAAAAGGAUGAGGGUAUGUGGGGGGGCGGGGGUGAAGGGGAGGUGGCGGCUGGAUGCUGGUGGAGACAUGAAUCCGGAAGCAAUUUUGCUUUCCUGCAGUGCAAGACUACUGGCAAACAUCUGCUCUGAACUCUGGCUGAACUCCGGCCAGCCGGCCCGGGUUGCUGUAGUACCUCGGUGCUAAAAACACACUGGGGGCCGGCGCUGGGCUGGGAGGCCCCGGAGGAGAGGACACGAGGGCAGGUAGAGGCUUCUUAUCAGAGCCCUGUCCCUCGUCACCCAGCCACCACCCCCUCUCUGUGCUCCGUAGGGCCAGGGGUGAAACCAUCCAUCUAUCCACAUGUUGCUGCUUUCCUGCUUUCUCUCUCUCUCUCUCUCUCUCUGUCUGUCUCUGCCUCCCUCCUU